CGAUCCGAGGCGACGGAGCUCAGCGACUGUCUAUCACACACACACACACACACACACCGCGCCGGACAGGAGCGAGGAUCCGCGCUCGCCGCCUUCACCUCCCGCCUCCUCCUCACCGAACCCCCCGCUCUGCUCCGGAGGAUGAACGCAGCUCGGAGCUCCGGACACGUUGGAGCGCAGCAGCGCGCGCUGGGAAACGGGAUAUAGUGAAGAAGUUGGUGCGGGUUUUUUUUUUUUUUGCAGCGGCGGAGCCUGCGAGCGGAGGAAGACUCUGUUCUGUCAAGUGAAGAAGGAUUUUUGUUUUCUUUUUCUCCUUCACUGUCACCAGAACUGGUCCGAGCAGCACGAGGACCAGAGGAUUAAAGAGGGGUUUUCUGGGUUUUUACAAAGUUAACCGGAGAAUAAAGUGUGUUAUUCUGCUCGUGGAUGCUCAGGGACUCACGAGACGCUGAGAUUUACCGUCAGAGCGGAAACACAAGGUCCGUGGCGGCGGAGGACGUUUUGGAUAUUUUUUCCUGAGACGCGCGAGAGAGGCCGCUGCCGCCGCCGCCGUGCUGGACAGCAUGCGAACCGAGGAUGUCGUCUGAGUCGGGCGUGGCUGCUCUGCGUCUCACCUCGUCGUCCGGAGGGAUGACGGCUCUGUGGUGCUCGCUCUGGCUUUCUGUCCUCCUGCCUCUGUGCGUCGCUCCGGCCCGGCUGCCGAGAGCGCCGCCCUCCGACUCUGUGUCCAGCGAGACGGCCUUCCUGAAGGACCAGGUCCUCGGCACGGGGGACACCCUGGACAUGUCGUGCGAGCUGCGCGACCGCUCGCAGCCGGUCGUCUGGUUCAAAGACGGCGCGGGACUGGUGGCCGGCGACCGCGUGCAGCUGGGUCAGAGGAUGGUGCGCAUCGCCAACGUGUCGUACGAGGACUCGGGCGUCUACUCGUGUUGGCUCGCCCACAGCAGCACGCUGCUCAGCAACUACACCAUCAGGGUGACAGAUUCUCUGUCGUCCGGUGAUGAUGAAGACUAUGAUGAAGAUCCAGAAGAUGCAGGUAAUGGAAAUGAAGCUCCAUAUUGGACCAAGCCUGAGAAGAUGGACAAGAAGCUUCUGGCCGUUCCCGCCGCCAACACGGUCAAGUUCCGCUGUGCCGCCGCCGGAAACCCGACGCCGACCAUCCACUGGCUGAAGAACGGCAAAGAGUUCAAAGGAGACCAGAGGAUAGGAGGCAUCAAGCUGAGACACCAGCAGUGGAGCCUGGUGAUGGAGAGCGCCGUGCCAUCCGACCGCGGAAACUACACCUGUGUGGUCCAGAACAAGUACGGCACCAUCAUCCACACGUACCAGCUGGAUGUACUCGAACGCUCCCCUCACAGGCCCAUCCUUCACGCCGGCAUGCCGGCCAAUCAGACGGUGGUGGUGGGCAGUAACGUGGAGUUCCACUGUAAAGUUUACAGCGACGCCCAGCCGCACAUCCAGUGGCUGAAGCACAUCGAGGUCAAUGGCAGCCGCUACGGCCCCGAUGGCGUUCCUUACGUCAACAUCUUGAAGACGGCUGGUAUAAACACUACAGAUAAGGAGCUAGAGGUUCUCCUCUUGACCAAUGUGUCUUUUGAGGAUGCCGGCGAGUACACUUGUCUGGCAGGGAACUCUAUCGGCUAUGCUUACCACUCUGCUUGGCUGACGGUUCUUUCAGAAGUGAACUCCGAGAAGGAGGACUACUACGUCGACAUCCUCAUCUACGUGACGGGCUGCGUGCUCUUCAUCCUCGCCGUGGUCAUCGUCGUCCUCUGCCGCAUGAGGAUGACCACGCAGAAGACGCUGCCCACGCCGCCCGUGCAGAAGCUCUCCAAGUUCCCCCUCAAGAGACAGGUAACAGUGUCCUUGGAUUCCAACUCCUCCAUGAACUCCAACACGCCGCUGGUCAGAAUCGCCCGCCUGUCGUCCAGCGACGGACCGAUGCUGGCCAACGUCUCGGAGCUGGAACUUCCAUCCGACCCCAAAUGGGAGUUUCCACGAACGCGGUUGACUCUGGGUAAACCUCUGGGCGAAGGCUGCUUCGGUCAGGUGGUGAUGGCCGAGGCCGUCGGCGUCGACAAGGAGAAGCCAAACAAGCCGCUAACAGUCGCUGUGAAAAUGCUGAAAGAUGAUGCCACAGAUAAAGACCUGUCAGACCUGGUGUCAGAGAUGGAGAUGAUGAAGAUGAUCGGAAAACACAAAAACAUCAUCAACCUGCUGGGAGCCUGCACGCAGGACGGUCCUCUCUACGUCCUGGUGGAAUACGCCUCGAAAGGCAACCUGAGGGAGUACCUGCGGGCGCGGCGGCCCCCAGGCAUGGACUACUCCUUCGACACCUGCAAAAUCCCGGACGAGCAGCUCACCUUCAAAGAUCUGGUGUCCUGUGCCUACCAGGUGGCCCGAGGCAUGGAGUACCUCGCCUCGCAGAAGUGUAUCCACAGAGACCUGGCGGCCAGAAACGUCCUCGUGACGGACGACAACAUCAUGAAGAUCGCAGACUUUGGUCUCGCCCGAGAUGUGCACAAUAUAGACUACUACAAAAAGACCACCAACGGUCGUCUGCCCGUGAAGUGGAUGGCACCGGAGGCGCUGUUCGACCGCGUCUACACGCACCAGAGCGACGUGUGGUCGUACGGUGUGUUGCUGUGGGAGAUCUUCACUCUCGGUGGAUCUCCGUACCCAGGAAUCCCAGUGGAGGAACUUUUCAAGCUGCUGAAGGAGGGACAUCGGAUGGACAAACCUGCCAACUGCACCCACGAAUUGUACAUGAUUAUGAGGGAGUGCUGGCAUGCGGUGCCGUCGCAGAGACCGACCUUCAGACAGCUGGUAGAAGAUCACGACCGGGUUCUAUCAAUGACCUCCACUGAUGAGUACCUGGACCUGUCGGUGCCCUUUGAGCAGUACUCGCCCACCUGUCAGGACUCCAACAGCACCUGCUCCUCGGGAGACGACUCGGUCUUCGCCCACGAUCCGCUGCCCGACGAGCCCUGUCUUCCCAAACAGCUUCCCAGUAACGGUGUGAUCAGGACAUAAAGACGGAGCUGCGAGAGGAGGGGUGGACAAUAACCUCCGACUCUCAGUUUCUGACUAGUAAUAAUAAUAACAAUAAUAAUAAUGAUGAUGAUGAUGAUAAUAAUAAUCACCUCUCAGUGACUCAAGCUCCGCAAGAUAUGGAAUUUAAAAACUCGGCAUGCAAUACUUCCACAGUGCUUCUGCUCUCCGGUUCGUCUCCUUCCUCCUCGUCCUCAAGUGACUCUCCAAACAGUGAAGGAUUAUUUCUGGCCAUUUGAACCGUCUUUGUGUUCCUCUUUUCAGAAAUGAAAUUAUAUUUUUGUACGCGGGCCAGUCUUUUUGUUAUGGACUCAUCUGUGGGGGGUGAAAACCAUUCCGUGCCUACUCGGACGAAGGCGAAGGGAAUUCGGUCAACGGCUGGUUUGCGAUCAAGUAGGCGAGGACUUCCGAUGUUUGUCUGUUUUUUUGUUGUUUUUUUUAAUCCUCCACAGAGCCCCGGAGAUCGCGACCGCAAACAAACAAACAAACAAAACCCCAGUUUGACUUUGAAGAUACCAGCAAAACGAUGGGACUCGUUCUUCCAAAGUCGUCCCGACUUUUGCAGAAGGGAUCGCGGUCACGCGUCGUAAAUGAACUGUUUUGCGAUAAUCGCGGAAACCAAGAGUUUCAGGGCCGUUCGCUGACGUGUGCAGCGACGUUUCCGAGGUUUUUUUUUUAAUGUAUCUAGAAAAUGAUUUAUUGUAAAUAUAUAAAUGCAAAUAUGUAUCAUAUUGCUGUUCACAGCCUUGUACUUAAAAGACAAAAAAUUAGUUAUGUUUUUUUUUUUUUUAAAUAUUGUUUUAGGAUGGAAAGCAUUGCAGUCUAGAAGACACUGUCGUGAACGUGUAAAACAUUUAAUCGUUUAAAGUGGUACAGAGAAAAAAAAAGGUUUAUUUGAAUAAUUAACGUGUAUAUUUGUAAAGAUAUUUAUAGACUUAACAUGUGGUUCUUAAGUACGAAAAAAGGUCUAGUUUAGGAUUUUAGUACUGUACACAAAGAUUUUUAUUCUGUUUGUUUUUGUAACUUAUUUUACAACAAAACUGCGACUUUUU
Solea senegalensis (Senegalese sole) is the source of this 4103-nucleotide messenger RNA. It is a transcript of the gene fgfr3, whose product is annotated as fibroblast growth factor receptor 3. Gene Ontology annotation, cellular component: signaling receptor complex; membrane. Gene Ontology annotation, biological process: fibroblast growth factor receptor signaling pathway; multicellular organism development; positive regulation of kinase activity. The coding region runs from base 577 to 3033 and encodes 818 amino acids. The transcript has 18 exons. Lineage: Eukaryota; Metazoa; Chordata; Actinopteri; Pleuronectiformes; Soleidae. Gene Ontology annotation, molecular function: ATP binding; fibroblast growth factor receptor activity; fibroblast growth factor binding. The record is from RefSeq and is a predicted model, not a curated record.